AUGUCAAUAGCUUUGUUGCCCGGUCCAAAACUUGCGGGGAGUUGCGAUCAGCUCAUAUAGGUCAAGAAGUCACUCUCUGUGGAUGGAUUCAAUAUAAGAGACAUGAACAGUUUGUAGUUUUGAGAGAUUUCCAAGGACUAACACAAAUACUCAUACCUCAGGAUGAGGCUGCUUCCCAUUUGAGGAAACUCUUUUCCGAUGCUCCAGUUGAGUCUGUUGUGCGAGUUACUGGGAUUGUUAUUCCCCGGCCUCCUGGACAGGAGAACCCUAAAACUGAAGCACUGCGAAUGAAGUAUCGUUAUUUGGACUUAAGAAGUAUUCAGAUGCAGUAUAAUCUCCGGCUGAGAUCCCAGGUGGUGAUGAGAAUGCGAGAGUAUCUCUGUAAUCAUUAUGAUUUUGUGGAUAUAGAAACGCCAACACUAUUUAAGAAAACACCAGGAGGUGCAAAAGAAUUCGUGGUGCCUUCCCGGGAAGCUGGAAAGUUCUACUCACUUCCUCAGAGUCCUCAGCAGUUUAAACAGCUCCUAAUGGUAGGAGGUCUGGACAGAAAUAUCUACAGUUUAAAGAUUUGGAGUCCUUAAAAGAAUUAUCAAAAUCCCAAUUUAAUCAGUUUAUAUCCUGUUUGAUUUUGAAUGGCAAUAUGAAGUCGCCACUUGGGAAAUUCCUUAGUGAAGAGCAAAAAGCAGAGCUUAUCAGAACAGUUAAGGCCAAUGUGGAGGAUGUGGUGUUGCUUGCUGCUGGCCAACACAAAAAGGUGUGCUCUGCAUUAGGAAAGCUACGCUUGAAGAGUGCUGAACUUCUGGAAGCCAAAGGCCUGUUACUUCGUGAUCCUUCUGCCUUUCACUUCCUCUGGGUGGUAGAAUUCCCACUUUUCCUCCCAAAAGAAGAAAAUCCCGAAGAAUUAGAAGCUGCUCAUCAUCCUUUCACUGCUCCACAUCCUUUGGACGAGCAUCUUCUCUACUCAGAUCCCAGACAGGUUAGAGGUCAGCAUUAUGAUCUGGUAUUGAAUGGUAAUGAGAUUGGAGGUGGCUCUAUUCGAAUCCAUAAUGCAAAGCAGCAGCGUUUCAUACUUGAGACAGUUUUGAAGGAGAACACUGAGCUGCUUCAUCACCUCCUUGAAGCUCUGGAGUGUGGUGCACCCCCACAUGGAGGAAUUGCACUAGGGCUUGACAGACUGAUUUGCCUUCUAGUUGGAGGUUCGAGCAUUCGCGAUGUCAUUGCUUUCCCUAAAUCUUUCAAGGGAAGAGAUUUGAUGAGCAAUGCUCCAGAUUAUGUCGACCCACAAGAGCUUGAGCCGUAUCAUGUGCAGGUUACAUGGCCCUUGACAGAAGCUAAAGCUAGGACUAACUGAGAAUUAUUUAUUCGUCACAAAUCUUAGCAAAGACACUAAAUUUGUCACUAGUGAACAGAUUAUCCAUUUUAUUGUGGGAAAAGAGAACUGUUGAAAGAAUCAAAGGCAUCCUUCAUUAAUACUGUACAAUGAAAAUUUAUUUUGUGUCACCUUUGUAAAUAUGGAAUCAUCACAAAUAUGAAGCUUUUCUAUAUUUGUAUAUCUGAAGUACAAUAAUGUUAUGUUCAAAAGACAGCAUGUCCUAUUACUAUUUAAGAUUUUUAAGAUUUUAACUUUAUUUAUAUGCCGCCCUUUUCCCUGAGGGGACUCAGGGCGGCUCACA
This is a messenger RNA of Thamnophis sirtalis, 1673 nucleotides long. The record is from RefSeq and is a predicted model, not a curated record. Lineage: Eukaryota; Metazoa; Chordata; Lepidosauria; Squamata; Natricidae.